Molecule: messenger RNA, 1011 nt
Organism: Mytilus californianus (California mussel)
Lineage: Eukaryota; Metazoa; Mollusca; Bivalvia; Mytilida; Mytilidae
Product: S-crystallin SL11-like
Exons: 5
Coding region: 87-713 (208 amino acids)
Biological process (GO): glutathione metabolic process
Molecular function (GO): glutathione transferase activity
Source: RefSeq, a predicted model, not a curated record
AUGUGUAUAUAUAAAUAGCUUCGACAGUCUAAUAACGUUAAUCAUUUUUUAUAUUAGCAACAAGAAGAUAGCACCAUCAAUUCAAAAUGCCUGCUAAAUACAAACUCUCUUACUUUGAAGGCAGAGGAAGAGGUGAAAUUCUUCGUCUUAUGUUUGCUGGAGCUGGUCAAGAGUUCGAAGAUGACCGACUAAAGGGCGAUUCCUGGAUAGCAUUUAAACCAAAAACACCAUAUGGCCAGAUGCCUGUGCUAACAGUAGAUAAUAAAACCAUGAUUAACCAGACAGGUGCCAUUGCUCGGUUCAUUGCUCGUGAAUUUGGAUUAUACGGUACCAAUAACAUGGAAAGUUCCAAGUGUGACGUCAUCUUUGAGACCGUCAAUGACGUGUUCACAGAAAUGGUAAAAGUAUUUUUCGAAAAAGAUGAAGCAAAGAAGGCAGAAAAUGGUAAAAAAUUAAAUACAGAAGUUUUACCAAAAUUUUUCGCUUUUAUGGCCAAGUUACUGAAAGAAAAUGGUGGAAAAUGUCUCGUAGGAUCUAAGCUUUCAAUGGCAGACGUUGCUUUCUUUGACAUGCUUGAUAAAAUAACCGAAGGUAAAGGUAUGGGUGCAGAUUUAUACAAAGACUUUGCUGACAUCAAAACAUUUUACGCAAACGUCCAGAAAUUACCUAAUAUGAAAAGUUAUUUAGAGAAGCGACAGCCAUCUGAUAUUUAAAUUUAGCAACACUCAUCAUCUUCAUUUUAUUUGUGUUUUAAAACAUUAACAUGGUCCAGGAAUAACAGACUGAUUUAUGCGAACAAAUUGGAGGGGCAACCUUUACAUUGUACUCAAUAAACUAAGUACGAUCUUUUUGUACUUUUUUUAUUUAAAAAUUGGGAUAAUCUUUACAUUGUUUACAUUUAUAGAACGUUCAUUUUUUUCUUUUUUAUUUCAUAGUUAUUGAAAUGUUUUCUCUCUCUCUUUACAAAUUGCAAUUUUUUUAAUUAAAAUAUACAAUGGCGUAGCUGCUUUA